Molecule: messenger RNA, 660 nt
Organism: Caenorhabditis remanei
Lineage: Eukaryota; Metazoa; Nematoda; Chromadorea; Rhabditida; Rhabditidae
Exons: 4
Coding region: 1-660 (219 amino acids)
Source: RefSeq, a predicted model, not a curated record
AUGAGAGUCCUCCUAGCUUUCCUCAUUUGGGGUCUUUGUGCCCAAAGCGCCAGCUUGCCUCGAUACCACUUGAAACCUAUCUACCACGAAUGGCUCAGAGAGCUCAACGAGUUCCGUGCAAAGUAUGCCGAAGCAGCACAAGUCAGCAAUAUGAAUCAUUUGACGUACGACAAGGAGCUGGCGAAAGUAGCUAGAUUUCUGAAGCAAAACGAUUCAUGUUUUGACGAGAGCACUCUCGAACGGCUUGAUCGUGAAGCCCAUUAUGCCUGUUACAAAAACCCAUUGGAAGAAGACUUUGUUGAAUACACUGCACUUCAUAGAAAUGAUACUGAAGGACUCAACAACUUUUUUGGAAACGAAGAUUUGUUUCGUUCGGUUCUUCAUCCAAAAGUUGAAAAAGUGGGAUGCUCCUUUCUCCGCAGUUAUUGCGUUCUCAAAAUCUCGUCCCGUGCUGCUAUUUUCACCAACGUCAAACGUUCGACUGUUAGAGUAUUGUGUAUUUUCAGACCAAAAGACCAUUUCACCCCGGACGACCCUUUCUAUGGAAAACCUGGAUCUCACUGUUCUGGAGAGGUUACUAACCGUGGAUUGUGUAAAGUAACUAACAAGACAAAAAGCAAUGAAACUAUGACCCUAGCUAUGAAUAGCACUAAAACUUGA